CCGUAUCGUACCGUCAGACAGUCAGGCCCCACAGACAGAGAACUCGUCUCUCUCUCGCCUCUCCCAUGGCGGAAGCCGACGACGCCCAAGCCCAGAGCCGCGCCCACCCGCCGGCGGCCCCGCCGCCGACGGAGGUGUCGGGCGAGCCGAUCCGGUCGCCCCAGGUCGGCGCUCCAAAUGCCGCUGCUCCGAUGUUUCCGCUCAUGUACCCGAUGAUUAUGCCAGGACUGUACUCCCAGCAGGCUAUAAAUAAUCAGGCGCAGGGUCCAGGGAUAUAUGCCAUACAGGAGAAUCAAUUCACGGGGGCGAUGGGCGGCUACGCUCCAAAAACAUUCAUACCGCUCGCUUACAACAUACCAACUGAAAGCAUUGGUGCAGUGGCUGGUGAAGAGCAAGGACAGGAUGCCAGGCAGCAAAAUGGCCCUCAAAGACAAGUUGUUGUGAGAAGGUUUCACUUUGCUUUUCAGCUUGACCUGGCUCUGAUCAUCAAGUUAGCAGCAGUGGUCUUUUUGUUUAGCCAAGAAGGAUCAAAACAACGGCUGUUUCUUCUCAUACUGUUCGCGUCUCUGAUUUAUUUAUAUCAAACUGGAGCAAUUACACCGUUUUUAAGAUGGCUCCAGCGAGCGGGAGGUGUGGCUGCUCGUCCACCACAGGCUCCCGCAAACCGUGCUCCUGUGGCUGCCCAAAAUGAUGCCAAUGAUCAACCACCUGGGGGAAAUCUCGCAGAUCCUGCAAACCCUGACCAAGCCGUGGAGAACCAGGAACCAGGAGCAGCAGCUGGCAACGAGAACGGGCAACAAGGGGCGGACGGAGAAGGAAACCGACGCAGCUGGCUCGGCGGCAUCUUGAAAGAGGUCCAGUUGGUUGUCGUAGGGUUCGUCGCGUCGCUUCUUCCUGGUUUUCAGCACAAUGACUAGGCGGCAUCGGCGGAACCAGCUACCUAUUGGCAUUGUAACUGUUUGUUGUGACAUAGGGAGAAACAAGCAAAAGGAUAUAUACUAGUAGUAUAAAGUGGGUUCUAAUAAGACUUCUGCAACACCUGUUAAUUUGUUUACAACUGAAUGCAGUGUCAGUGUCGAUCUUCGUUUGAUUUUUCAUUUGGUAUUGUGAAAUAUGAUUUUUUUUUAACG
Molecule: messenger RNA, 1130 nt
Organism: Brachypodium distachyon (stiff brome)
Lineage: Eukaryota; Viridiplantae; Streptophyta; Magnoliopsida; Poales; Poaceae
Exons: 5
Coding region: 66-917 (283 amino acids)
Source: RefSeq, a predicted model, not a curated record